AUGAGCGGAUCAGAUUCAAAUCAAAAUGCAGCUGCAUCAUCAAAUAUUCGGCAACCACGACAACGUAUGGCACAAAAUUACCUUCUCAUCUGGGUAGAUGCCAGCAUUGACGAAGCAGACGAGGACUGCCACAAUACAUUGGCUCAAUUGAAAAAUGUCAUCAAUGAUGUCAACUUAUGCACGGAAUCGGAUCAAUGCAUCGAAGCACUCAAUAAAGUUGACAAGGAACACGUCUUCGUGAUAACAUCAGGCUCAUUAGGCCAACAUUUGGUUCCUAAAACUCAUGGCAUAUCACAGCUAGAUGCCAUUUAUAUCUUCUGUGGCAACAAAUCCAGCCAUGACGGAUAG
Molecule: messenger RNA, 348 nt
Organism: Adineta steineri
Lineage: Eukaryota; Metazoa; Rotifera; Eurotatoria; Adinetida; Adinetidae
Source: the annotation of a GenBank genome assembly